ACUCCAUCUCCCGACUCCCCCCUUCUUCCUCUUUUGCCUUCAGAGAGAAGUGGGUGGGAGGAUUCGAGUGAGGCGGCAGAAUUCCAAGACUUUGGAAAUUUGUCCCAUCCCAACCUUGAACUCGGCGCCACUGCUCCUUUGGGUCGAGACCGGGAGGGUGACUGCCUGCCUGCCUGCCUGCCCGCCUGCCCGUCCCGAAACCCACCCCCUCCUUACGGACCUUAUCAAGAGGAUAAUGAGCACAACUCUGCUGGCUGUCAUUGACCACUGAUACGAUUCUUCUCUUUGCUUUCUUCCACUUGAGCAGCAAGUAGAGUGUGGAGUGGCCGCCGCAUCCGCUCAGGAUGACAAGGCACAGGUUGAUACCGCUCUGCGCCCUCGUGGGGGUCCUGCUUGCAGGAUUUCUUCCAAAACUCGAUGCGCAGGAUGCGCAAGAUUCCGCAGACCUUGUUCUCUUAAUUGAUGGAUCGCAGAACGUUGGAGCAGCAAACUUUCCAUAUGUUCGUGAUUUGGCAUUGACAAUCGUUGAGGGCCUCAAUGUGGGCAGGGAGGCUGUUCGGGUGGCCUUAGCCCUGUACCACGACAACCCAGAGAUUCAGUUUUAUCUCAGUAGCUAUGAGAGCAAAGCAUCCGUCCUGGAGGCUGUGAAGGAACUUACAUACUCAGGGGGUACCCAAGCGAACCUGGGCCUGGCCUUGAACGAAGUAGCCCAAAGCCUUUUGAGCCAAUCGGCAGGGGGCAGGGCAGAGGAUGAAGUACCCCAGAUGGUGGUCGUGAUCAGCGCUGGGCCAUCCACUGAUGAUACCGGUGCUGGCGACCGGGCCCUUAGGAGGGCCGGAGUUAUCACGUUUCUCGUGGUCAUCGGUGACACCGCCACUGCAGAUCUGGAAGCAAUCGCUACCGAUAGGUUGUUUGUCCUGUCGGCCCCUGAUUUCACAGCAUUGGGGAACGUGGGUGACCAGCUGUCGCCGUUGGUUCAGGGUGUGGUCCAGCGCAACAUUAUAAUACAGAAUGAGUUCACAGAAGUCUUGGACAUUGGAAAACGAGACAUCAUUUUCCUCCUUGACAGCACAAUGGGCGCCACCGUUAUCAACUCCGUGCGAGAGUUCAUCCGGAGGUUCGUUGAGACCAUGCCCAUCGGCCCGGACAGCGUGCAAGUGGGUUUGGCUCAGUUCAGCAACGUCCCCCGACUGGAGAUAGACCUCAAUUCUUAUGGAACCAGGGACGAACUCAUGGCCGCUUUGGGUCGGAUCAAACCCAGACAGGGCCAGGCAGUCAACAUCGGAGCAGCCUUGGACUUUGUGAGGACAGAUAUGCUGCGGCCCGACAAGGGCAGUCGCCGUCAACAAGGCGUCCCGCAGCUUUUACUCUUAAUGACAACUAAAAAGUCCACAGACGACGUGAUCGGGCCGGCCAGGGCUCUGCAGGAAAUGGGUGUACUCACUUUGGCCGCUGGUUCCAAGGUGGCUGAUGAUCAAGAGCUGAAUCAGAUUGCCUUUGACGAAAGCGCCGUGUUCAAGAUGAGGGACUUCCGUAUGCUACUUCGCAGCCCAAAGUUGAUCAUCGACGCACUUUCCACUCUCGCUGGUGUCGUGGUGACUGAAGUGCCCACUGAGCCAGUGGUGGAGAUAACAACGGUGCAGACUCAAAGAGUGGUCAGAGACAUUGUUUUCCUCGUGGAUGGCUCCAACUACAUUGGCAGCAAUAACUUUCCAUAUGUGCGAGACUUCAUGAUUAACGUGGUCAAUCAACUGGAAGUGAACCCAGAGAGAGUCCAAAUCGGCCUCAUGCAGUUUGCCGAGCAGCCCAAAAUUGAGUUUUAUCUCAACACCGCACGCGACAGGCAAGAUGUUGUGGACCGGAUCUCACAAAUGAGAUUGACGGGAGGCUCCUUUUUGAACACGGGUACCGCCAUGGAAUACGCUCUCCGCAACAUGUUCAGCGUGGCAGCGGGCUCUCGCCAGAGGCAAGGAAUCCAGCAGGUGCUGGUUCUCAUCACAGGUGGUCCGGCCCAGGAUGAAUUGAAGAGCGUUGCUGAUAAGCUAGCUCUUGGAGGUGUUCUGACCUUUGUGGUCAGUUCCGGGCAAGCAGACCAGACUGUGCUGCAAUCGGUCGCCUUUGUACCAGACUUGGCUUACCAUGAGCCAAGUUUCUCUUAUUUGCCAGCCGUGGCUGAACAAAUCAUGCCAAAGUUAAUCACGGUGGUUGGUGAUACGAAUCUGGAAACAGGCACUGAAGAACCUGCGGUUAUCGGCUUUGAAAGGGAUGUCGCCUUCCUUAUUGAUGGUACCGACUCCGUUCGGCCAGACUUUAUAUACGUCCGGGAUUUUAUCCUCAAAGUCAUUGAACCACUUGACAUCGGGACUGACAAAGUGCGAGUUGCGGUGGUUCAGCACAGUGAGAGGCCAACACCCACUUUCUACCUGAACACCCAUCAGACCAAAGACGAGGUUGUGAGAGCCGUCAGUCAAAUGCAACUAGCCGGAGGACGCAGUCUCAACACCGGCUCAGCUCUGAACUUCAUGCGGGACACGAUCUUGUCCGAGAGAUAUGGCAGCCGCAGGGAACGAAAUGUUCCGCAGUUUUUGAUCGUUCUGACCGGAAGUAGAUCCACGGACAAUGUGAAAGAGCCUGCCGGCGUGCUGAAGACCGAGGGCGUUGUGCCAUUUGGCGUCGGCGUCAAGGAUGCGGACCGAAAGCAGAUCGAGGAGAUUUCGCACAACCCUUCCUUUGCCUUCAAGGUGAAGGAAUUUAGUGAGCUCGACACUGUGCCUCAACAACUCAAUGCCUAUGUGAGCCUUCCGCCAACCCAGCUAGAGAUCAUCCUCCGGGAAGUACAAGGUCAUGCUGUAAAAAGAGAUAUUGUGUUCCUACUGGAUGGCUCUGAAAACACCAGAAAUGGGUUUUCAGACAUAAAACUCUUCCUUAAGAACAUAGUGGAGAGUCUCAAUGUCGGUGAAAACCAAGACAGGGUGUCUGUGGUUCAGUUUGCUGAUAAGCCCAAGGUCGACUUUUAUCUAAAGUCCCACACGUCAGAGAGUGACGUUAUGAAGGCCAUUGAGAAUUUAAGCCAUGGUGGCGGUGGAAGACGCCUUAAUGUUGGAGCGGCACUGCAGUUUGUGAGACAAAGCGUCUUCACAUCCUCCUCCGGCAGCAGGGGGUUGGAAGGCGUGCCGCAGAUUUUGAUUCUUCUAGCUACAAAGCCAUCCACCGAUGACGUGAGGAGCCCAGCUCUUGCUCUUAAGGACCACAAAAUUGUGUCUGUGGGGGUCGGAGUGGGCAGCGUCAAUUUUUCAGACUUGGAAAUGGUUGCCUUUGAACCUGGUUUCAUUUACAAGGUUGUCCGUUUUUCCGAGUUGCCCUCAAUCCGAUCUAACCUCAUUGCGGCACUGAACUUAAUAAAAGAUGCCACUGAGUCAACAUCUGAUUUAACAGUGCAACAAGACUCCCUACAAAGAGACAUUGUGUUUCUGGUGGACGGUUCAGAUGAAACUUUGAGUGGAUUUCCGUACGUUAAAAGUUUCAUUAAACAAGUGGUUGAAACACUCAAUGUCGGUGAGAAUGGGGACCAGAUCUCUGUGGUCCAGUAUAGCAGCGACCCACAGAUGCACUUCAGUUUCAACACUUAUAGUGAUUUACAAGAUAUUCUUAUGACUGUUGAGCAGUUGAAACACAAAGGUGGUGGGCCUCGUAACACUGGGGCAGCUCUUGAAUAUGUGAGAACCAACACCUUCGCAGAGUCCUCUGGGAGUCGGCACAAAGAAGGUGUGCCUCAGAUAUUGAUUCUGUUGAACGGGGGUGCAUCUCAAGAUGAGGUCAAGAGCAUUGCUGCCGCUCUUAAACAGGACCAAGUUGUCGCCUUCUGCGUUGGAACCAAAAAUUCCGAUCUACUCGAGCUACAAACCAUUGCGCAUGAACCAUCCUACGCCUUUGCUCUGCGACAGUUUGAGGAUAUUGGAAGAAUCUAUCAGCAGCUAGUUUCCUUUGUGAGAAGAGUGCCUCGACAGACCGGGUCAAAGCCUCAGACUGUAUUCGAUUCCAUGAGACGGGACAUUGUAUUUUUACUUGACGGAUCCGAUAAGUCUGAACCAAGAUUCCAAGACAUUAAGGACUUUGUGUUAGGCAUAGUAGCAGAGCUUCACAUUCAUGCAAACAAUGACCAGGUGGCUGUGGUUCAGUACAGCAACACGGCACAGAUUCACUUUGACUUGGGGCGUUUUUCCUCAGCAGACGUUGUUGUUGACACAAUAAGAGAUCUGAGUCACAAAGGUGGUUCGCCGAACAAUAUUGGCGCAGCCCUCCAGUAUUUGAGGGAGCAUGUCUUUACCCCAGAUGUAGGGAGCAGAUUCCCACAGGGUGUUCCACAAAUCCUUUUUGUGCUGAGCAAUGAAAGGUCGGCUGAUGACAUAAGAGUGCCUGUCAGAAUGCUGAAAGAGAUUGGCGUAAUCAUAGUUGCCAUUGGAACAGCAAAUGCCGAUACCCUAGAACUUCAGACAAUGUCUCAUGAUGCGAAAUAUGCACUUUCUGUAAGCAAUUACAAGGAACUCCAUUCUGCUAAGGAAAGUGUUCUCUCACUACUUAAAGAGGUUGACCACCAUUUAGAGCAAUCAGCCCCAGUGGAGAGUUUUGAAACAAGGAAAAAUGAUGUGGUGUUUCUGAUUGAUGGAUCAUAUGACUCACGAAACAAUUUUGAAGCCAUACGCACAUUUAUUGAACAAAUGGCAGAAACCUUGAGCCUUGAUGACAGAGACCAGAUGGCUGUCGUUCAGUACAGCCGCAAUUCCACCGUCAAUUUCUAUUUGAAUUCUUAUUCAUCGAAGACGGAUGUGCUCAAUUCCAUCCGAACCAUGGGGCAUAAGUAUGGCAGACCCCUCUACCUUGGCAAAGCACUGGAGUUUGUCAGAGACAACGUAUUUGCAGCUUCGGUUGGAGGCCGACGUGCAUCUCUGGUUCCUCAGUAUCUGUUUGUUUUUAGCGGUGGCAGAUCCAAGGAUGACGUAAGAGGACCAGCACAAUCACUCAAAGAAAUUGGAAUAAAGACGUUCUCUAUUGGAACAAACAAUGCAGAUACAUUGGAAAUGCUAAACAUUUCUUUUACGCCAUCAUACUAUUUUUCUGUCACAAGCUUUGCAAAUCUGCCAAGUGUUCAUGAACCUAUCAGAGCAAUGUUGAGAGAUAUCGAUGAUACGACUGGAUAUACGCCGACCAUUGGUACUUCCACAGGUACAGAAUUAGAACUUGGUGGUCCUGCUGACAUUGUUUUUCUACUUGCUGGAUCUGAUUAUAUGAGAGCAAACGAAGGAUCAGUUUUGGACUUUGUGAGACAGUUUGUUCAAGAAGUAGAAAUUGGACCAAGCAAUGUACAAGUUGCAGUCGUUCAAUACGGCACAGAGGCCACAGCAGAGUUUGUCUUGAACUCCUAUGGACAGAAAGAUGAUUUAAUGAUUCACCUGAGCAAUGUCAAACUAAGAGGAGGGUCCAUUGUGAACACUGGUGCGGCCCUAGACUUUGCUAGAAAUUACGUGUUUACUGCAUCAGCAGGAAGCAGAGCCGAGCAGGGAAUCCCUCAGACAAUGAUUGUCUUAAGUGGGAAAAAGUCUGAUGACAAUGUUGCAGAGCCACGGGAUGGCCUGAGAGAUGCUGGCAUUGUCCUUUAUAGCAUUGGAAUACAUGAUGCAGAUAAACAAGAAAUGGAGGAAAUAUCACACAGUGUUGAAUCUGCAUAUUUUAUCAACGAAACAUCUAUCUUGCCAAAGUUGACAAAGCAUUUACUCUCUGCAAUUUUAUCGCGUGAAAGCAUACGCAACACUGGUGCUGCUGCAACUGACACCAAAAAGGAUAUUGUGUUCCUUCUGGAUGGUUCUGAUGGCACAAAGAAUGGAUUCCCUGCUAUGCGUGACUUUGUUGAGAGAGCGGUAGAGUCAUUCAAAGUGGGAGCAGAGGGAGACCGUGUCUCAGUGGUCCAGUACAGCAGAGAUCCAGAGGCCAAUUUUUAUCUGAACACCUACACCACAAAAGAGGAUGUUAUCAGCGCAGUCAGAGGCCUGAGUCACAGAGGAGGCAGACCCCUCAAUACAGGGGCUGCCCUCCGAUAUGUCGGGGACAAGAUCUAUACAAAGUCCUCAGGGAGUAGACGAGCGCAAGGUGUUCCACAGAUAUUAAUCUUGCUAAAUAGCAGGCGGUCUUUUGAUGGUGUUGAUGAGCCAGCUUUUGCUCUCAAAAAGCAGGGCAUCUAUACAAUAUGCAUUGGAACUCAGAGCUCUGACAAGAACGAGCUGCAGAAAAUAUCCAAUGACCCAAGCUAUGCUUUAGCAGUACGUGACUUCGCAAGCCUACACAAUGUCCAAGAAAAGCUAUCCUCUGUAAUCAGAAGAGUGCUAAGGGCCACAUCCAUCACAACAACGACUGCGGAAGCCAAAAAGGACAUUGUAUUCCUUCUGGAUGGUUCUGAUGGCACAAGGGCUGGCUUCCCCGCCAUGCGCAAUUUUGUUGAGCAAGUGCUGGAGAAACUCAAUGUGGGCGCAAACAAAGACCAUGUCUCUCUGGUCCAGUACAGUACAGAUCCAGAGGCCAAUUUUUAUCUGAACACGUACACCACAAAAGAGGAUGUGGUCAACGCAAUCAGAGGCCUUAGACACAGAGGAGGCAGGCCCCUCAACACAGGGGCCGCCCUCCGAUACCUGAGAGACAACGUCUUUACAAACUCCGCAGGGAGUAGGCGCACGCAAGGUGUUCCGCAGAUCUUGAUCCUGCUAAAUGGCGGCAGGUCUUUUGACAGCGUUGAUGCGCCAGCCUCUGCUCUCAAACAGCAUGGCGUCUUUACAAUCAGCAUUGGAACUCAAAACUCUGACAGCAGCGAGCUGAAAAAGAUAUCCCAUGACCCUCGCCACGCUCUCGUGGUAUCUGAGCUCUCUGACCUCCCCAGUGUCCAAGAACAGCUCUCCUCUGUAAUCAGCAGGGUACUCAGAGCCACACCAAUGACACCAACAGUAACUGCUGCCAAACCGGGAAGGGAUGUGGUUUUCUUGUUGGAUGGCUCCAAUGCCACAAGAAAUACAUUCACAGCAAUGAGGGACUUUGUCCAAAGAGUCGUAGAGACGCUGAGUUUGGAUGACGACAAAGAUCGUGUCUCCUUGGUUCAGUAUAGCACGGACGCAGCAGUCCAGUUCUAUCUCAACACAUACACAACCAAAGGCGAGAUCCUUGACAUUGUCAAAGGAUUGAGGCACAGAGGUGGAAGAACCCUCAACACCGGAGCAGCUCUCCAGUACUUGAGGGAUAAUGUCUUCACAGCCUCUGCCGGCAGCAGACGCCUUGAAGGAGUCCCACAGAUCCUGAUUUUGCUCAGCGGCGCAAGGUCUUCUGACAGUGUGGAAGCACCAGCUUCUGCUCUCAAACAGCUCGGAGUGCUGAUCUUUCCCAUCGGUACCAGAAGCUCCGAUAGCGCAGAGCUGCAAAAGAUAGCCCACGACCCCAGAUAUGCUCUCUCGGUGACUGAAUUCACCGACCUCCCCAGGGUCCAACAACAGCUUCAGUCUUCUGUGGAGGCUGUGGUGAUUGACGUCACCCCAGAAACGCCACCGGUAAUUGCGGAAGCCAAAAAGGACAUUGUAUUCCUUCUGGAUGGUUCUGAUGGCACAAGGGCUGGCUUCCCCGCCAUGCGCAAUUUUGUUGAGCAAGUGCUGGAGAAACUCAAUGUGGGCGCAAACAAAGACCAUGUCUCUCUGGUCCAGUACAGCACAGAUCCAGAGGCCAAUUUUUAUCUGAACAUGUACACCACAAAAGAGGAUGUGGUCAACGCAGUCAGAGGCCUUAGACACAGAGGAGGCAGGCCCCUCAACACAGGGGCCGCCCUCCGAUACCUGAGAGACAACGUCUUUACAGACUCCGCAGGGAGUAGGCGCACGCAAGGUGUUCCGCAGAUCUUGAUCCUGCUAAAUGGCGGCAGGUCUUUUGACAGCGUUGAUGCGCCAGCCUCUGCUCUCAAACAGCAUGGCGUCUUUACAAUCAGCAUUGGAACUCAAAACUCUGACAGCAGCGAGCUGAAAAAGAUAUCCCAUGACCCUCGCCACGCUCUCGUGGUAUCUGAGCUCUCUGACCUCCCCAGUGUCCAAGAACAGCUCUCCUCUGUAAUCAGCAGGGUACUCAGAGCCACACCAAUGACACCAACAGUAACUGCGGACAGACCGGGAAGGGAUGUGGUUUUCUUGUUGGAUGGCUCCGAUGCCACAAGAAAUACAUUCACAGCAAUGAGGGACUUUGUCCAAAGAGUCGUAGAGACGCUGAGUUUGGAUGACGACAAAGAUCGUGUCUCCUUGGUUCAGUAUAGCACGGACGCAGCAGUCCAGUUCUAUCUCAACACAUACACAACCAAAGGCGAGAUCCUUGACAUUGUCAAAGGAUUGAGGCACAGAGGUGGAAGAACCCUCAACACCGGAGCAGCUCUCCAGUACUUGAGGGAUAAUGUCUUCACAGCCUCUGCCGGCAGCAGACGCCUUGAAGGAGUCCCACAGAUCCUUAUCUUGCUCAGUGGCGCAAGGUCUUCUGACAGUGUGGAAGCACCAGCUUCUGCUCUCAAACAGCUCGGAGUGCUGAUCUUUCCCAUCGGUACCAGAAGCUCCGAUAGCGCAGAGCUGCAAAAGAUAGCCCACGACCCCAGAUAUGCUCUCUCGGUGACUGAAUUCACCGACCUCCCCAGGGUCCAACAACAGCUUCAGUCUUCUGUGGAGGCUGUGGUGAUUGACGUCACCCCAGAAACGCCACCGGUAAUUGCCGAGUCACAAGGCCCCCGGAGGGACAUAGUCUUCGUCAUCGAUGGAUCUGAUGGCAUUGGAAGGGAUUUCCCUAUCAUCCAGGAGUUCAUCCGUAAGGUUGUGGAGAAUCUGAACGUGGGCGAAAAUAAGAUCCGAAUCGGUGUGGUCCAGUUUGCCGAUUAUCCGUGGGCUGACAUGUAUCUCAACACACAUCCAACCAAAGAAGACGUGUUGAAUGCUGUCAGGGAAUUAAGGCAGCGGGGAGGAAGAGGGCGUAACCUGGGACAGGCUUUACAAUUUGUCAAUGAGGAUAUGCUGACAGCUGCACGAGGUUGCAGGAAACAAGAGGGUGUCCCUCAGUUUUUGGUUGUCGUCUCCAGUGGGUCUCCAACAGAUGACAUCAAUCGUCCGGCAUCUACCCUCAAACGAUCAAGAGUUAUUCCGUUCAGCAUUGGAACCAGGGAUAUGAAGCCUCAGGAUUUGCAAAUCCUGUCCUUUGUACCUAACUUUGCCUACACUGUAGAUGAUCUUCCAAGCUUGGAUACAGUCCAGGAAAACGUAAUCAAUACGCUUACAGAAUUAUCCGACGAUGACAUCGCCAGGAUCAUCCCGCAAUUCCCAAUCAUUGAAGAAAUCGUUCCAAGCACAGGUGGAGAAAAGAGGGAUGUUGUGUUUCUCAUCGACGGCUCGAGUGCAGCACGAAAUGACUUCCCUUCCAUUCGUGAAAUGAUCAAAAGAGUUGUGGAGAGGUUAGAUGUUGGACUGGAUAAAGUCAGAAUUUCUGUAGUACAGUACAGCGACGACGCAAAGGUAGAAUUCCUCCUCAAUGAAUUUUCCACUAAAAAUGAAGUACGCCAGGCUGCAACGAACCUUCGAAGCAGAGGAGGAAGUCGUCUGAACACAGGACGUGCUCUUGAGUGGGUCUCUCGAAACAUCUACCAGCGGUCCGCAGGAAGUCGCAUCGAAGACGGAGUGCCUCAGUUUUUGAUUGUAGUUACCGGUGGAAGCUCUACGGAUGAUGUUACGACUCCCGCAGACCAACUUAAGAGAAGCCAUGUUGCACCAAUCGCCAUUGGUUCAAGGAAUUCAGACCCGGAUGAGCUGAGGAAAAUUUCCUUGAAGCCUGAACUUGCAAUCACAGUUGAAACUUUCCAGGAGCUUCCAGCCAUGGAGCAGCAGCUCAUUGAUUCAGUCAAAACAAUAUCCGCUGUUGAUAUCAUCGAAAGCUAUCGCCCUCCGGAUGAGCCCUUCGAGGUGUUAGACGUUGGACGAAAGGACAUCAUUUUCCUCAUUGAUGGCUCAGACAACACAGGUGUAACGGGUAUCGCUCACAUCCGUGACUUUAUCUUGAAUCUCAUUCGGCAACUCGACGUGCAACCUGACCAAGUGCGCGUGGCCCUCGUCCAGUAUGCGGACCGAGUCAAACCGGAGUUUUCGCUCAAUUCGUACAACGCCAAGCCAGACGUUGUCAAGGCCGUUAGAAAACUCCGUCAAAUGGGCGGCCGCUCCUCCAACCUGGCUGAUGCUAUUGAAUAUGUCAUACAGAAUGAAUUAAAGCCCUCUGCCGGUGUCCGUCCUCUGGAGGCCUCCCAGCAUCUUGUGGUUCUCACAGGAGGACGUUCCCCGCAAGAUGUGUCUCUCUAUGGGCCUUUGCUUAAGGGAUCCAGAGUUAACUGUAUUGGUGUUGGAGCAAGUGGAGCAGACACAAGGCAGCUUGCCCAAAUUGCUAGGUCACCAGAAGAUGUCCUUCAGGUUCCUACGUUCCCUGGCCUGCCAGCAAUCAACGACAGACUGGUGGCAAGACUGAAAGGGACGAUCAUUGAUGAUACCACCCCGGAGAUUCCCACACAAGGCCUGCCUGCAGCCAAGAAGGCUGAUAUCGUGUUUUUGGUGGAUGGCUCCAUAAACCUGGGCAGAGAAAAUUUCAAUAAAGUCAUGGCAUUUGUCGCCGAACUAAUAGAUCUCUUCUACACCGACAGAGACAACCUGAGGAUUGGACUGGCGCAUUACGGCACUGACGUGUCGGACGUGUUCUUCCUCAACACCUACCAAAAUAAGCCAGAUAUUAUUAGUGCCAUUGAGGGUGCAGAUUAUCCAGGGGGCCGUAGAACCAACACAGGGGCGGCCAUUCGACACAUACAAAACGUUCAAUUUUCCAAAGAAAAGGGCAGUCGUAAAGACCAAGGCACUCCUCAGAUCCUAAUGGUUAUCACGGGAGGACCAUCUUCUGAUGACAGCAAAUCAGCGAUACUUAACUUAAAGAAUAGCGGCGUGAGAGUAUUUGCCGUUGGAGUGGGUGACGCUGACAAUGAGUUGGAAACAAUCGCCAGUGACUCCUCCACUGUGGCCAGAGCCAGAACCAUCCAAGAGCUCUCUGAGCUCAAUGAGCAAAUACUGGGGACGUUAGAUGACGAAGUAAAGGGCAAGCUGUGCGUUGGUGUACAGGAAGCUCCCAGAGCUUGCAACCUCGAGGUGUUAGUGGGCUUCGACGUUUCUGCCCAAAACAUAUUCAGUGUGCAAACCAACCUCCUGAACAAGAUGGCUGCCAUUCUGCAGAGGAUCGCCAAAAUGUCGACCGUCAGCUGUUCAUCGGGGCAAAUUCCAUCCAUUCAAAUCGGCAUGCUCGCCAUCGAUUCCACCGGGCAGCCAGUCCAGGUGGACUUCUCGGACAAUGCCGACAAGCUUUUGGAUGCCUUUAGAGCCCUUCGUGCUCGCGGCCCCUUCGUUCUCAGUGGCAAGACCAUCUCGGCUUACACUGACAGAUUCAGAAACAGACAAGAUGAUACUGUCAAGGUUGUUAUUCAUCUGACUGAUGGUAUUGAUGCACCCUAUUCUGAAAUGAAAAGGCGAGUGGACGAGCUCCGGCAAUCAGGAGUCAACAGUUUGAUCCUGGUUGGGCUCGAACGAGUGCCCAGGUUUGAAGACGCCGCAUUGUUGGAAUUUGGCCGUGGCUUCAGGUACACCAGACCCCUACGACUCAACAUCCUCGACUUGGACUACGAGCUCAUGGAGGAAUUGGACAAUAUUGCAGAGAGGGAAUGCUGCGGAGUGCCGUGCAAAUGUACAGGCACAAGGGGAGACCGAGGCUCCAUCGGAGUUUCAGGACCUAAGGGUCGUCCAGGUGGUCCAGGAAGCCAAGGACAUCCUGGUGAUGAAGGUGGACCGGGAGAACGAGGUCCUCCUGGCGUGAAUGGGACUCAAGGUUUCCAAGGCUGUCCUGGACAGAGGGGUUUCAAGGGUUCUCGGGGAUACUCUGGAGAAAAGGGUGAAUCUGGAGAAAUUGGCCUGGACGGCAUUAACGGCGAAGAGGGCACAAGUGGAGUGGCUGGACCCUCAGGAGACAGAGGACAUCCUGGCAGAAGAGGUCCUAAAGGCAUCAAAGGCCAAUCAGGAGACCGAGGAGAAAUGGGAAUCAGAGGAGACCCUGGCACGAGUGGAAAGGAUAACGCCCAACCUGGACCCAAGGGAGACCCCGGUGAUGCCGGACCAGCGGGCGAGCCCGGCGAGGACGGAAACAAGGGAGGACCCGGAGAGCCGGGAAGAAGGGGAGCGGAUGGGAGACGAGGCGCACCGGGACAAGCUGGUAACGCAGGACCGCCUGGAGUUGAUGGUGUGACGGGAGAACCUGGAAUUGGAGGAUCACGAGGUCCGUCUGGACCCAACGGUGCGCCGGGACCCAGAGGAGAAGACGGAAAUCCUGGACCCAGGGGUCCUGGGGGGAGCCCGGGCACUGCGGGAGAAAAGGGAAGAAGGGGAGCCGUCGGUCGCAAGGGAGAGCCCGGAGAUCCAGGGAUUAAAGGCGUCAUCGGACCCCUCGGACUCCGCGGAGAGUCUGGCGAAGAUGGCAGAGAUGGUUUCGGCAUCGCAGGGCCCAAAGGAAGAAGGGGUGACGAAGGUUUUCCAGGGUUCCCAGGGCCAAAGGGAGAAGCUGGUAACGCAGGAACCAAGGGUGGACCUGGUCUGCAAGGAAAUCGUGGACAGAGGGGCGUGUCUGGAAAUGCCGGAACGCUCGGACAGAAAGGAGAGGUCGGCUAUCCGGGACCUUACGGUCAGAAAGGACCAAGAGGACCGGGAGUUGUGCAAUGUGACCUCGUCAAGAAGAUCCGAGACAACUGUCCGUGCUGCUACGGCAAGCUGGAGUGCCCCCUGUACCCGACGGAGCUGGCCUUCGUGCUGGACGCGUCCAACGACGUGGGGCGUCCGGCCUUCAACAGCAUGCGCGAGGCCACGCUGCGGCUGCUGCGCGGCCUCACCGUGUCGGAGAGCAACUGCCCGAGGGGGGCCCGCGUGGCUCUGGCGCUCUACAACAGCGAGGUGACCACCGAGGUGCGCUUGGCCGACGCGCUGAAGAAGCCGGCGCUGCUGCGCCACGUGGAGGGCCUGCAGACGCUGCAGACCAACAAACGGCGCAGCCUGGAGACGGCCAUGAGCUUCGUGGCGCACAACACCUUCAAGAGGGUGCGCAGCGGCUUCCUGGUCCGGAAGGUGGCCGUCUUCUUCGUGGGCGGCUCGGUGGCCAACGCCCAGGCGGUCACCAACGCCGCCAUGCGACUCCACGACGCCGGCGUGGCCACCUUGUUCCUGGUCAGGAGUGACGACAGGGGGCUCGCCAGAGCUUUGCAGGUGAACAACACGGCGCUGGCCCAGGUCAUCGUCUUGCCCAACCCGGGAAGCUCCCAGUUCGAUUCGGUCAUGACGAAAGUCAUGAACUGCCAUCUCUGUUUUGACAUCUGCGCCCCAGACCAAAUGUGCGACUACAUCCCGCCGUCGUCCGGUCGGGACCGAAGGUCUUUCGCCACCGACGUGGACAUCGACAUGGGCUUUGUGCUGGACAGCUCGGAAAGCACGUACCCCGUCGUCUUCACCGAGAUCAAACGCUACAUCGCGCACAUGGUGGAGCACCUGCAGGUGUCCUCCAGUCCCGAGACCUCCGCUCACCACGCCAGAGUGGCCGUCCUCCAGCAAGCGCCCUACCAGUUCCUCCGCAACCAGACCGAGUCUCCCGUCCGGGUGGACAUCGGGCUGACCGAGCACCGGUCGGCGCAGGACAUCGUCAAUUUCCUGCUGGACAAGACGCCGCAGCUGGAAGGCGGCCGCUCCCUGGCGGCCGCCAUGGAGUGGACGGUGGAGCAGGUGUUUGAGAAGGCGCCGCUGCAACGCCCGCGUAAAGUGUUGACGCUCUUCGUGACGGGCGGCGUGGAGGAGGACGAGGAGCGGCUGGUGCGCGUCGCCACCGACGUCAAGUGCCGAGGCUACUUUGUGGUCAUCUUCGGCGUGGGCGAGAACCUGAGCGCCGCCGACGCUCGCGUCCUGGCCCGCAUGGCCAGCGAGCCUUCCGACGUCUUCUUCAAGAGGCUGGACGCCAUCUCGCACUUUUACGACAAGCACCUGCUCACCUUUGGACAGAUGCUGCCCAAGUACAUCAGCAUUGAAAACGCUUUCUUCAUGUCCCCCGAAGUGUCCAAACACUGCAAGUGGUUCCAGAGCGACCAGCCCUUAAAAAACCCGUUCACCACUUUGGCGCGCCAACCAGAGAGCCAGACCAAGCAUCACGAAAACCAGCAAGAAACUCAUCCAGUAAAGCACAAAGCGGUGGACGCGGAGGAGCUUCACGUGUCCAACGUGACCCGCAGCGGCUUCAAGUUGCGUUGGAGCAACCCGGACCCCAAGAAUUUCGUCUACUUCCAAGUGACGGUGACGCGACUGCGCGACCACGCCUUGGCCGUCAAGACCAACGUGUCGGCGUCCGAGCUUUCCGUGGACAAGCUGGAAAGCGGGCAGACGUACCACGCCGUGGUGACGGGCCACGGCGUCGACGGCCACGUGCUCGCCACCCACAAAGGCGUCGUCACCACCAAGGCAGCGGCGCAGCGGCCACUCAUCAACAGCCGGGUCAUCACCGCCGCCGUCAACAGGCCGCUGGACAAACCGGAGACGGUCACAGUGGCGGAGCCUGAGCCCAAGCAGCAGCAGCAAGUGGACACAGCGGAGCUCCACCCGGCUCCAGCGGCCUCCACAGCCGUGGACAUUUGCCAGCUGCCCAAGGAGGAGGGCACGUGCGCCAAGUUCGUCCUCAAGUGGCACUACGAUGCCCCCAGCAAGACCUGCGCUCGCUUCUGGUACGGAGGCUGCGGCGGCAACCAGAAUCGCUUCGACACGCAUGAACAGUGCGCCAAGGCUUGUGGGAAACCAGCGCCCAUCAAGCAAGGGGUGAUGGCUUCGCUAAGCACAUAGGGGACGGAUCGCACCCGUGGACAGCCUUUACCCGUGUUUUGAGGAGAACGAUCCACACUGGUCAUACUGUACGAAUGGAGGCUGCACUGGAUUCCACACCAAUGGACUUGACCCCGCCCCAAUAUCUUCAGCCAAUCAUGUCAAUUUGUUUGUUUUUAUUUCCCCCAUCACAAAUGAUGAAAAAUAACAGCAAUUGCCGCAUGAAUUGAUUUUUUUUUCUUUUUUUUUUUUAAAUCUACUGGUGCUACUCAAGGUGUUUGUUUUGCAGAUGUGCAUUUUGUUUUGUACAGUCAAGUUGUCAGAUGGCUUCAUCGUGCGGCAAAGUAGGUUUCAUCCAUUCGGGACUUACUUGCAUGACUCACUUUCACCAAGCUUCUUUUGUUGGCUUGCACACUCCACGUUCACCAAUUGGCUUUUGGCUUGUCAUUGUGAUGUCCGUGUAAUCGUUUUUGGUUUUUUUUUUUGUAGCCACGGAAUCCGCACUCCAAAAGUCCAACACGAGUCUUGUAUUAAGUUGCUCGCAAAAGCGCUCGAAUGCAAAGCCAUCAAGUGCACUUCUUGAUCCACUGCCUCAAACAUACCAAAAGCAAUCUCAAGAUAGAAUGUAUUUGUUGAGCUGUCUUUGUUUUUGGUUCAUUUACUGAAGCUUGUGUUUCGUCGGACUAAAGAACACAAAAUAAAACAGACUUUCUAAUAAA
This is a messenger RNA of Hippocampus zosterae (dwarf seahorse), 15685 nucleotides long. RefSeq names its product collagen, type VI, alpha 3 (gene col6a3). Bases 345 to 14987 code for a protein of 4880 amino acids. The record is from RefSeq and is a predicted model, not a curated record. Lineage: Eukaryota; Metazoa; Chordata; Actinopteri; Syngnathiformes; Syngnathidae. The transcript is spliced from 55 exons. Gene Ontology annotation, molecular function: protein binding; serine-type endopeptidase inhibitor activity.